AUAUUCUUGUAAACACAAAAUUUUGAGACCAUGUGGUAAUAUUUAUUAUUUUACAAAUCUAGGAGAGAAUGUCAGAAGAUAACUCACUACAGCUCAAUUUCUAUGUUGGAAAUGAAAAACGAACGAAACAGAAAACUAAAUAUAGCAAGAAACGGGGAACGAGAAUAAAACAAAGAAGAUUACAAAAAGCCACAUCCGAGCUAGCUGCUUUUCAUUCAGAUAAACCUGAUCAACCACAUAAACCAGAGACAAUUCAGGAAACAGAGAGUGAAAAAGAGGUUCCAUUGAAACCAAAUAAAAACAAACCUGAAAAGGAAUAUGACACUUCAAAAGUUCCUGUGAUUGUAUCCUCAUCUUUGAAGAGAAAACACCCAAAUGAUGUGAGAGAAGUGCCACACAAAAAAGAGAGGAAUGAAAAUAAGGUGUUCAUAUCCUCUUUGUUCAGGUUUAAUCCUGAGAUUCCAAAUGUUGAAAAGUCAGCUGUUGCAAAGAUAAGAGAGGAGAUUUUCUCUUCAAAGAAUUUCAAAGAUCUAGAACUACAUCCCUUCAUGAUUUCAAAUUUAGAGGAGAGAUUCAAGAUAACACAGAUGACAUCAGUGCAGCAGAGAGCCAUUCCACAAGUACUCAGUGGUCACGAUGUCCUUGUCAAGUCACAGACGGGGUCAG
This is a messenger RNA of Saccostrea cuccullata (small rock oyster), 666 nucleotides long. RefSeq names its product probable ATP-dependent RNA helicase CG8611. Gene Ontology annotation, molecular function: RNA helicase activity. Lineage: Eukaryota; Metazoa; Mollusca; Bivalvia; Ostreida; Ostreidae. The record is from RefSeq and is a predicted model, not a curated record. The transcript has 4 exons. The annotation marks the transcript as partial.